CGGGCCGGGCCGGGGGGUCCCGGCCGUGCGGAGGAGAGCGGUGAUCUGCGCCGGGAGGACCGGAGCGUCCCGGCGGCGUCGGGACCAUGACUCUGGAGUCCAUGAUGGCUUGUUGCCUGAGCGACGAGGUGAAAGAGUCGAAACGAAUCAACGCCGAGAUCGAAAAGCAGCUGCGGAGGGACAAACGCGACGCACGGCGAGAGCUGAAACUGCUGCUGUUGGCAGCAUUUGGAUCCUCGAAGUCGGAAGGAACAGGUUCAUUUCACCUGGGAGUUACUUUGCUGGGAUUUCUUUUUUUGCUCUUCCAUCUUCAGGCCAACGCAGUCCUGAUCCGGGAGGUGGAUGUAGAAAAGGUCAUGACGUUUGAGCAGCCCUACGUAAGUGCAAUUAAAACCUUGUGGAACGACCCUGGAAUACAGGAGUGUUAUGACAGAAGAAGAGAAUACCAACUUUCUGAUUCAGCUAAAUACUAUCUGAGCGACGUGGAUCGUAUCGCCACCCCAGGAUAUCUACCAACUCAGCAAGAUGUGCUACGGGUUCGAGUUCCUACGACUGGGAUCAUAGAGUACCCCUUUGACCUAGAGAAUAUCAUCUUCAGAAUGGUGGAUGUUGGAGGUCAGAGAUCAGAACGGAGGAAGUGGAUCCACUGCUUUGAAAAUGUGACUUCCAUCAUGUUUUUAGUAGCACUUAGUGAAUACGACCAAGUUCUGGUGGAGUCUGAUAAUGAGAACCGGAUGGAAGAGAGUAAAGCCCUCUUCCGAACCAUCAUCACUUAUCCCUGGUUCCAAAACUCAUCAGUUAUCCUCUUCCUGAACAAGAAGGAUCUGCUGGAAGACAAGAUCCUCUAUUCCCAUCUCGUUGACUAUUUCCCAGAGUUUGAUGGUGAGUGGUUUCUAUGGGGAAACGCUGUGUGUUUGGGAGGAGGGGAGGGGAUGGUUUGGUUGGAUUCUCUUAGAGAUUGAAGGAACAACUCUUUAAUUUCAAAGGGAAUACCUCCUGCAAUGAGAAACUGCCAUGAAAAUGCCCUGAUCUUACUUGGCUAAUAGGAAUUUGAGCAAAUAAUGAACGUUUCCUGCAGGACGAGAUAGAAAAGAUUUCCCCCAGGCAGUCAUUUAACACUUUAAAAUGCGUGGAGUCUGACUUUCUUACCUGGGUUCUUGUGCCCAUGAUCUGUUUUUUCCAUGUGUGGCAAUGCAGCGGUGUGCUGGGUGCUUUAAUGCUCUAAGCAAGAGGAAAUUUCAGGCUUUGCUUUGAGAGCCUGACUGGUCAGACAGCUGAGCUGCUCACACCGAUGCUGAAUGAGCUCAGGUAGCGUUCAGUUCUUGUUGAGCCCCACCUGGGUUGUGGAAUGGUGACACCUGCAUGGAACAGAGGAAGUCUCAUCUGAAGCAGAAUCCCUCAGCCAGAAUCACGCUGCCCUUCCAGCCCUGCAGCUGAGUGCAUUCAGAGCUGUGUGGUAACACAGCAGCCCAGGGCUGCAAGCAAUGAAAUGCGGUGGGGAAUGAGAUCAGGCAGCAGCUCCUCUCCGUGCUGUCAUGUGCUGCCUGUUGUUAUGCAUCUUCAGCAAGUGUACGGAAGGAAGAGCUGCAGUUUGGCAAACCAACCACUUUGCUGCUUUGAAAUGACAAAUGAAAUCUCUCCUUACGGUUUGUCCUCCCACUCUGGGAGUCUCAUGCCCCCUGCUGUCUGAGGGCGCUCUGAAAUCAGCAGUGGGGAACGGCAGGGCUCACAUCUGUGAACAUCUGUGAUUGCAGGGGUCAAACAGCACGGCUUUCUUACAGGACACAGCAGCUGGAGCCCACAGAACAGGCAGGGAGCACCACGUGCUCUCCCCUUUCAUCUGCCUGAGGGCUGCUGCAGGAGCACUGCGUGGCCGUGGGUGGGAGGGAGCCCAUAGACCACCUCCCAGAGCUGCUCUGUGCUGCAGGGAACGGGAGAACAGCAAUCCUGAGACAGGAAUAUCAGCACGGUGACUCAGAGGAGGUGGAUUUUCCUUAGGAGCUGUCGGCACCACCCAGUAAAUAAAGGCAGGAGUUGCAGUUCUGGGCUUCUUUGAGUCAAUGGGGCCGUGAGGAUGGAGUUGGCUGAAGAUGAUCUUUGUUUAAUAACACACAGCCUCGAGGGUGUGAGAUUAAUUUGUACAUUAAAAAGAAAGGUGCAGCUCAAUGCUGGAUGGGUGUGUGUGACUGCAGGCAGCUGUUGUCCAGCAAGCACAGCACAGG
Centrocercus urophasianus (Greater sage-grouse) is the source of this 2222-nucleotide messenger RNA. It is a transcript of the gene GNA11, whose product is annotated as G protein subunit alpha 11. NCBI's taxonomy places the organism in Eukaryota, Metazoa, Chordata, Aves, Galliformes, Phasianidae. Gene Ontology annotation, cellular component: heterotrimeric G-protein complex. The transcript is spliced from 5 exons. Gene Ontology annotation, biological process: phospholipase C-activating dopamine receptor signaling pathway; adenylate cyclase-modulating G protein-coupled receptor signaling pathway; action potential. Bases 87 to 962 code for a protein of 291 amino acids. Gene Ontology annotation, molecular function: GTPase activity; G-protein beta/gamma-subunit complex binding; guanyl nucleotide binding. The record is from RefSeq and is a predicted model, not a curated record.